CGCGUUAACGCCAGGGCCCUUUGUGAAUGAUCUGGUUUCUGCUGUCAGUGCAGUUUUCCCAGUCUCUGAUAGCUAGCUAGACCAGAGAAGGAGAAAACUUGGCAUGGCCAGAAGAGAGAGUCCAGAAAUUAAAAAACUGCGGUUUAACCUGAGAAGCCCUGGCGUGAGGAGAGACGACGGAUGGCAACUGGAGGCGGUGCAGAGGGUAAUUUCCCUGGGUACAAGCGGAUGUGAUAUGUCACCACUCUUUCCAGAGAUGAUCAUGGCUGGAGCUACAACGAACCUGGUCCAAAAGAAGCUGGUAUACCUAUACCUGACGAUGUAUGCUGAGUCAAACUCUGAGCUAGCCCUGCUCACAGUGAACACACUGCACAAGGACUGUCAAGAUUGCAACCCGGUCAUCAGGAGUCUUGCUCUCAGGGCACUCACCUCUCUCAAGGUGGUGAGUGUGUUACAGUUAAUGUUAGAGUGUGUGGAGACAGGACUAAGGGACACUAGCGCUCUAGUGAGGAGGGCUGCAGUCAUGGCCGUACUCAAACUGUUUCAUCUGGAUCAGCAGCUCGUGCUCAAAAACAAUUUGGUGAGUGUCCUGUACCAGUUGCUAAAGGAUAAUGACCCUCAGGUGGUCUCCAACAUUCUGUGUGUGCUCACUGAAGUUCUGGCAGGUGAGGGAGGAAUGGUAGUCACUAUUGGACUGGCUCAUCACCUUUUGAACAGGCUGAGUGACUUCAGUGAGUGGGGCAGCUGUCUGGUCCUCCGUCUUCUCCGCUCCUACCAUCCCUCCUCUGAGCAGGAGCUAUUGGAUAUACUGAAUGUGCUCGACAGUUAUCUCAGCCACAGCAACAGUGGAGUGGUGCUAGAAACAGUAGCUCUCUUCCUGCACUUGACUACAAACCACCCAAUACUGGAAAGAGAUGUCCACCACAGAAUCAAAGCUCCACUGCUUACACUCCUCGGUUCCCAAUGUCCUGAGCUGACGUACACCUGCCUCCAGCACAUCCAGCUGCUUUUGCAGGGUCAUCGCUACCUCUGGAGCAGGGACUACAAGAGCUUUUUUUGUAGGUGCAGUGACUACUCAUACAUCAAGUGUAAGAAGAUGGACUUACUGUCUGAUAUCUGCACUGCCGCAACCACCUCAGUCAUCCUCAAUGAGCUCAUUGAGUGUGCGGCUGAUGGAUGUGUAAUGGUUUCUACCUCAGCUAUCAAAGCAAUUGCCUCUAUUGGUAUAAGGUUGGCUCUCUCGACUGAGCUGUGUGUGCGUAGGUUGUUGCAACUUCUCGACUUUGACAGAGGUCAUGUGGUCUCUGAAACACUAGUAGCACUGUCUAAGAUUGCACUCUCGUGUAACACCGUGGUUGCUAUGAUUCUACCCUACCUCCCAUCAUCAGUGUUGAAUGUGAGUGAGCCUGAGGGCAAAGCUGCUCUUAUCUGGAUGCUGGGGGAGUACGGUAAGGAUUUGCACAACGCUUUGUAUACGCUGGAAGAGGUAAUCAAUCACAUCUCCCAUGAGCCGUCUAUUGUCAGGUGUCAGCUCAUUACUUCAGUCACCAAGCUGUUUUUCAAGAGAGCUCCAGAGUGUCAGGAAAUGCUGGGGAAACUUCUAGAACAUUGUAUCUAUACUGAUCUUGAUGCAAAUGUGAGAGACCGAGCUUUACUGUAUUAUCGGAUGCUUCAGUUGGAUGUUUGUCAUGCAGAGAGAGUUGUCAAUUGUGGAGGCAUUGUUUCCAUAAGUUCUACUUUGCGUCAACAUAGCAAUCCAUUGCUGUGUGAGUUCAACACGCUAGCAGUGACUAAUGGAGUGGCCUCAGCUACAUUCAUUUCUCAAGAGUGUCCCUACUCAAAAUCUUGUGGACCUUCAUCAAAAGAGAAUGCUCUGCAUUGGGCCUCCGGGACUAUUACUGGAAACAAUGAGAAAUUGUCAUUUCCCGAAAAUAGUCUUAAAAACUCCUUGAAUGUGAUGGAAAAUGUCAAAUUCAGUGACAAUGCUGAAAGCCACACUAUUUGUAUUCUGGCUUUAGACCCUCUAGCUGAGAUGUCUGCAGGAAAUUUUGAGGCAAUGUGGUUGGAAAUUUCACCAAUAAGAGAGUUUAAUGUUGAACUUUCCAUUGUGCCCACUUCUAAAGAGUUGACAAAGCUUCUACAGACACAGUGUAUCAAAACGAUGGCCUCAAGCUUGAGGAACAGUCCUGUCAUCAUAGAGUACUUCUAUGCUCAAAAUGUAUCAACCAAGCAUUUCUUUUUGGUUGAAAUCUGUAUUGCUGUGGAAACUUCAGUUUUGUCGUUCACUUUGAAGUGUCAAAACAACAAGGAAGCUACAUCAUUUGUGAAACUCUUCUUCCAGACUUUGGGAUCAUUCAGAAAUCAAUUGCCUAAGAUUCGGUGGAGAAGGUGUGAAGACCUGCCCACCUGUGUGAAAAACAUUAAGGGGGUUUUCUUUAAAGAAAACCUUUAUCUUGGUGGGGGUUACACAGGAAGUUCAAAAGCUGAUGCAGUCGUUUACAUGUAUAGCCCAAAGCUUGACAUGUGGAAACUUUUACCACCUAGUCCACUCAAGUGGUUUUCUAUAGUGGACCUAAACUCUCACAUAGUUCUGGUAGGAGGUAAAGAAACUCUUACUCAGUCACUCUCAUUGGAGUUUACUAAUAAAGUGGCCUCGUGGGAUCAGGAAAUUUCACAAUGGAAGUUUUCACUUCCGCCAAUGCUUAACAGGCGUGUGUCGCCAAUCGCUAUAUCAUAUGACAGAAAUCUAAUUGUGGCAGGAGGUAACAAGGGUGUGCUAGAUUUUAAUAUCGAAAUCUUAAAUGCAGAAAACCAACAAUGGCAGAAUGUAUCACAAUUACCUUUAAGCUGUACUUCAUUGAACACUGUCUGGAAUGAACAUUGGUAUUUUUAUAGAGAGUGUGAUCACACAGUGAUUCGAAUAAGUCUGAGUAGUCUAACCGCUUGUGCUAAAGAACAAGAACAGAAGACAUUGGAAUAUGGGACAGAUUCAGGCUACAACUUAAUGUCCUACUCUCUAGGCAGUCGAAAUAGCGAGCCUAUUAAAAAUGCAUCAACUACGAUUACAGAAUGGGAAAUCUACAGUCAUCUAUCAUUUACCCCAAUACAAAUCUGUACCAUUCAAAAUUAUUUGGUUGCGAUCAGUAAUGAGUGCAGCCCAAAGAAAGAACUUUCAGCAUUUGCAUACGUACCAGAAAGCAACAGCUGGACGAAUGUAGGUAGAAUGCCUGAAGAAUGUUCGACAUCGUCUUUCGUAUUGACUAACUCUGGAGACCUGUUCCUUGUUGGUGGAGAUUCAAAUUCUUCCACUGGUAGUCAAUACAGUAACAAACUGUUAAUGGUAACGAUUGUUGCGGAAAAUAUAUAAGUCACUGCGUUUGAAAUUCACUUAAGUCUUGUGCGUCAUCUUUCAGGUUACCUUUGUAUAUUUGUGCGCAAUAAUAUUAUAGCAACUUACUUUCUUAUUAAGUUAACUAUUAUUGAAAAUUGUCUUUAAUAUUAAGUUUUACUGUGUGUACAAUUGUAUAGAGGUGUCAAUACAAUUGUUAUGCAUUGAGGCGUAGCUGCAUGAGGGAUACGGUAAAGCUGAUUGUGUGUGUGUGUGUCUGUUCCAGCCGUAACUGCUCAACGGUUGCAAUGUGACGAAAACUAACAGCUUCUAUAGGCUUUCUCUUGGAUUUGAUUUGUGGAUUUGCAAACUAAGCUUCUUUUUGACUCACAGUGAAGGCUGUUGCAGAAUCAGCAUCAUCUGUUCGCACAAACUUUCUAUUCAACGUACGAGUUAGCUUUGCACUAAAGCGCUAGCUGUUUGUGAACUACAAUAGUCAGGAAAGAGCUGCAAAGCUGCGUGCAUGUACACUCAGCAGCCCUUGUGAACUCUGACCUCAUUGCAGAUUCACCCCUUUUUAAUUUUUCAUUGACUAAAAUACUUAUUAAAACUUCUACAUUUAUUGUUGAUCUACAUGCCUCUAUCCUUUCAUCGAGCCACCAAGACUUUGUUUCCGUUAAGCUCAGCUCCUCUUCUGAUGACUUCGAAGGUUCAUUGUCAACAAUUGCAUAAUAAUUACAUAUACAAAUUACGUUUUGUAUAGCACUCUUGGGCGCGAAAGCAAAACAUGGCGAUAAACACAGCGCAGCUUGCACCACUCGUUCUACAGUAGUAAUUCUUUUAAGUAUAAUAAAUUAUUAUGGCUAAUAAAAUAGCAAGUAAACCCAAAGUACCCUAGGCCUGCACUGCAUAUAGCAUUGCGUAAUUCACAUUCAUCAGCUUCCUUCCUUGUCAGUGUUUGCAUAGUAAGUGUUACUGCAUAGUAAGUGUUACUUCAGAAUAUUGAUAACCAGGGAAUUUUAAUGUCUAAUCAGACGGAAGGAAAUAAUUAAUGAGUCAUCAUUAAUAGGUUUUUUUUGACAGUUUAUGCUAAUUAAUGUCACCAGUGACACACUCAGUUUGAUGCAAGCAUGUAGAUCUAGUGGGUGAAAGCAAACUUUUUAGUACAAUUUCUGCGCGGAAAUUUUCCUGGAAUUCAUUGAGGUAAUCAGUUGUAGGGAAAGAUGUUGUGUGGGUACACAAUCAUAUGAUUGCAUGUAAGCUAUUUUAUACAGCAUAUAGGCUUGCAUUUGAGUAUAUAAACAGAACGUUCAGCUAAAGAAUUCCAAAAUAACUCAGCAAAUCAAUUAUCCGAAAUACAAGAAAUACAAGAAAUACAAGAUGUGUUAUCUGAUUUACCUGCUUGUGCUUUCCUCUAUAUACUGCAUACUGGGAUCACCUAUUGCACAAGACUGCAAUCGCGUCAUUGUCAAUGAAAGAGGCAGGCGGUCACUUGUCGGCGGUUAUAGAGAUCACAUUUCAGUAGGAUUGGGGAGGGAGUGCUUCGAGAGUAUCAGUGAUUUGCGUGUGGAUGAAAAUUCUGUGAGAUGUUUCAAAUGGAGACUGAGAACUAGCGGAAAUGUUCAACUCAACGAACGAGGAGAAGUACACACAAAAAAUCUCACUGUUUCUACUUGUAACUCGGUUACGUUACGUUCUCCUGGAUUUUACAACAGUAACAAGAAGCAUUACUCAAACAACAUGUUUUGUGUAUACAAUAUUAGCAUGCAGGACUGCAACCAUAUCACUGUUAGAUCUACGUCUGAUGAACACAGCUUGUUUGACGACGGGAGAGAUUAUCUGUAUUUCGACUUUGGUCAGGUCACCACCACAGUGACUGGUGACAGUAUCAGUUCUUUCAGUGAGAGUGUCCCCACCUCUUCAUUCUAUGCAGUUCUGUGGAGUGAUGCUGAGAAAUUCACAAGUGCAGGAAAGUUUGAGUUUGAGGCUAUGUGCAAUGACCCUGUUGCAGAUACAGAGAAUGGUUCAGGGUACCAACACAUUUGAACAUUAAUUUUGACUCUUUUAUACUGUUACAUAGUAGUCUAAUCAAUUCAGUCAACAAAUUAAUGUUUUAUUGCCUCACCUGAUAAGAUAUUGUUGAAUCCAUGCUUUACAUUACUUGAAUAUUCUGCAUGCAUAGACUUAGGAAGUAACACAUGUACUUUUUUUAAUGAAGCAACCAUGCAUGAUGUCGAUGCAAAUAUUUAAUGGCCUUCAUACGCAAUAGGGCAAUACAAUUAUUGAUUGUUUUUUUUAAUUUAGCUGGCACAUGCAUGCCCAUAAUUUUGGUCAAGAUUGUAUACAUGCACAAUACCUAAUAUAAUACAUAAUAAUUAUACACAUAAUACAUAAGUAUUUCACUAACAGAACUUGAUUUGGUUACUAAUUUCUUCAUGUGAAAUGUACUUAAGUUUAUGUUUGGCUGGAUGCUCUCUGCUUGGAGUAUAGACUAACUCCUUAAAUCUUAGUAGCAGCUCCAAGGUGUGAAAAUUUCAACUUGUCACAUAGAAUCUAGAUCUAAUUGACAUUGUCCUAUUGGGGGUGCUGUACACAAUUUGGGCUGAGAACGAGGCUAAAUAGGGUAGCGGCAUGCGUUUGUGUGCAUGUUGCAUUGCAGUCCUUGACAAUCAUUAUAAUUCAUGCACUAGCUAUUGCUGUGUGUGCACUUUGAGGUUCAUAUGACUCACAUCAGGACAUAAUUAUACUGCUUGAGUGAAUUUGCAUGCUCAUGCACUAGCUCGUACGUAUUGUUUUUAGAGAUUACACUGAUCUAUAGGUGCCAUAAUUUAUAGAUCUAGGUGUUGAUCACUACACAUUUUCCCGAUACUAUUAUUGGUAAUGGAGACCACUCCCUUUUAGGAGGCUGAAAAAUCUCUGCUACCAUAUAUACAUAAAUUGACUCACUGCAUGCUUAGAAACUAUGUACAUGGCCUGGAAUCGAGGUUCAACCUCCUGUACGGUAAGUACUUUCAUAUCAAGUUCUACUUUGCGUCAACAAAGCAAUCCAUUUCCGUGUGAGUUAACACGCUAGCAGUGGCCUCAGCUACAUUUAUCUCUCAAGAGUGUCCCUACUCAAAAUCUUGUGGACCUUCAUCAAUGCUCUGCAUUCUGGGACUAUUACUGGAAACAACAAGAAGUUGUCAUUUCCCGAAAAUACUCCUUAAAUGUGAUGGAAAAUGUCAAAUUCAGUGACAAUGCUGAAAGCCACACUAUUUGUAUUCUGGCUUUAGACCCUCUAGCUGAGAUGUCUGCAGGAAAUUUGAGGCAAUGUGGUUGGAAAUUUCACCGAUGUGAGUGCCUGUGUGUACUUUUAACCUCUCCCUGUCUACCCACAUAUGCAGAAGAGAGUUAAACUUUCCAUUGUGCCCACUUCGAUUCUAAAGAGUUGACAAAGCUUCUGCAGACACAGUGUAUCAAAAUGAUGGCCUCCAGCUCGAGGAACAGUCCUGUCAUCAAUGAGUACUUCUAUGCUUAAAAUGUAUCAACCAAGCAUUUCUUUUUGGUUGAAAUCUGUAUUGCUGUGGAAACUUCAGUUUUGUCGUUCACUUUGAAGUGUCAAAACAACAAGGAAGCUACAUCAUUUGUGAAACUCUUCUUCCAGACUUUGGGAUCAUUCAGAAAUCAAUUGCCUAAGAUUCGGUGGAGAAGGUGCGAAGACCUGCCCACCUGUGUGAAAAACAUUAAGGGGGUUUUCUUUUUCUUUAAAGAAAACCUUUAUCUUGGUGGGGGUUACACAGGAAGUUCAAAAGCUGAUGCAGUCGUUUACAUGUAUAGCCCAAAGCUUGACAUGUGGAAACUUUUACCACCAGUCCACUCAAGUGGUUUUCUAUAGUGGACCUAAACUCUCACAUAGUUCUGGUAGGAGGUAAAGAGACUCUUACUCAGUCACUCUCGUUGGAGUUUACUAAUAAAGUGGCCUCGUGGGAUCAGGAAAUUUCACAAUGGAAGUUUUCACUUCCGCCAAUGCUUAACAGGCAUGUGUCGCCAAUUGUUAUAUCAUAUGACAGAAAUCUAAUUGUGGCAGGAGGUAACAAGGGUGUGCUAGAUUUUAAUAUCGAAGUCUUAAAUGCAAAAAACCAACAAUGGCAGAAUGUAUCACAAUUACCUUUAAGCUGUACUUCAUUGAACACUGUCUGGAAUGAACAUUGGUAUUUUUAUAGAGAGUGUGAUCACACAGUGAUUCGAAUAAGUCUGAGUAGUCUAACCGCUUGUGCUAAAGAACAAGAACAGAAAACAUUGGAAUAGAAUAUGGGACAGAUUCAGGCUACAACUUAAUGUUCUACUCUCUAGGCAGUCAUAAUAGCGAGCCUAUUAAAAAUGCAUUAACUACGAUUACAGAAUGGGAAAUCUACAGUCAUCUAUCAUUUACCCCAGUAUAAAUCUGUACCAUUCAAAAUUAUUUGGUUGCGAUCAGUAAUGAGUGCAGCCCAAAGAAAGAAAUUUCAGUAUUUGCAUACGUACCAGAAAGCAACAGCUGGACGAAUGUAGGUAGAAUGCCUGAAGAAUGUUCAACAUCGUCUUUCGUAUUGACUAACUCUGGAGACCUGUUCCUUGUUGGUGGAGAUUCAAAUUCUUCCACUGGUAGUCAAUACAGUAACAAACUGUUAAUGGUAACAAUUGUUGCGGAAAAUAAGUCACUGCGUUUGAAAUUCACUUAAGUCUUAUGCGUCAUCUUUCAGGUUACCUUUGUAUAUUUGUGCGCAAUAAUAUUAUAGCAACUUACUUUCUUAUUAAGUUACUUUCUUAUUAAGUUAACUAUUAUUGAAAAUUGUCUAGUUUUACUAUGUGUACAAUUGUAUAGAGGUGUCAAUACAAUUGUUAUGCAUUGAGGCGUAGCUGCAUGAGGGAUACGGUAAAGCUGAUUGUGUGUGUGUGUGUCUGUUCCAGCUGUAACUGCUCAACGGUUGCAAUGCGAUGAAAACUAACAACUUCUAUAGGAUUUCUCUUGGAUUUGAUUUGUGGAUUUGCAAACUAAGCUUCUUUUUGACUCACAGUGAAGGUUGUUGCAGAAUCAGCAUCAUCUGUUCACACAAACUUUCUAUUUAACGUAUGAGUUAGCUUUGCACUAAAGCGCUAGCUGUUUGUGAAACAAUAGUCAGGAAAGAGCUGCAAAGCUGCGUGCAUGUACACUCAGCAGCCCUUGUGAACUCUGACCUCAUUGCAGAUUCACCCCUUUUUAAUUUUUCAUUGCCUAAAAUACUUAUUAAAACUUCUACAUUGUUGAUCUACACGCCUCUAUCCUUUCAUCAAGCCACCAAGACUUUGUUUCCGUUAAGCUCAGCUCCUCUUCUGAUGACUUCGAAGGUUCAUUGUCAACAAUUGCAUAAUAAUUACAUAUACAAAGCAAACUAAUUACGUUUUGUAUAGCACUCUUGGGCACGAAAGCAAAACAUGGCGAUAAGCACAGCGCAGCUUGCACCACUCGUUCUACAGUAGUAAUUCUUUUAAGUAUAAUAUUAUGGCUAAUAAAAUAGCAAGUAAACCCGAAGUACCCUAGGCCUGCACUGCAUAUAGCAUUGCGUAAUUCACAUUCAUCAGCUUCCUUCCUUGUCAGUGUUUGCAUAGUAAGUGUUACUGCAUAGUAAGUGUUACUUCAGAAUAUUGAUAACCAGGGAAUUUUAAUGUCUAAUCAGACGGAAGGAAAUAAUUAAUGAGUCAUCAUUAACAGGUUUUUUUGCAGUGUUUUGACAGUUUAUGUUAAUUAAUGUCACCAGUGACACACUCCAAGCAUGUAGAUCUAGUGGGUGAAAGCAAACUUUUUAGUUCAAUUUCUGCGCGGAAAUUUUCCUGGAAUUCAUUGAGGUAAUCAGUAUUUUGACAGUUUAUGUUAAUUAAUGUCACCAGUGACACACUCCAAGCAUGUAGAUCUAGUGGGUGAAAGCAAACUUUUUAGUUCAAUUUCUGCGCGGAAAUUUUCCUGGAAUUCAUUGAGGUAAUCAGUUAUAGGGAAAGAUGUUGUGUGGGUACACGAUCAUAUGAUUGCAUGUAAGCUAUUUUAUACAGCAUUUAGGCUUGCAUUUGAGUAUAUAAACAGAACGUUCAGCUAAAGAAUUCCAAAAUAACUCAGCAAAUCAAUUAUCCGAAAUACAAGAAAUACAAGAAAUACAAGAUGUGUUAUCUGAUUUACCUGCUUGUGCUUUCCUCUAUAUACUGCAUACUGGGAUCACCAAUUGCACAAGACUGCAAUCGCGUCAUUGUCAAUGAAAGAGGCAGGCGGUCACUUGUCGGCGGUUAUAGAGAUCACAUUUCAGUAGGAUUGGGGAGGGAGUGCUUCAAGAGUAUCAGUGAUUUGCGUGUGGAUGAAAAUUCUGUGAGAUGUUUCAAAUGGAGACUGAGAACUAGCGGAAAUGUUCAACUCAACGAACGAGGAGAAGUACACACAAAAAAUCUCACUGUUUCUACUUGUAACUCGGUUACAUUCCGUUCUCCUGGAUUUUACAACAGUAACAAGAAGCAUUACUCAAACAACAUGUUUUGUGUAUACAAUAUUAGCAUGCAGGACUGCAACCAUAUCACUGUUAGAUCUACGUCUGAUGAACACAGCUUGUUUGACGACGGGAGAGAUUAUCUGUAUUUCGACUUUGGUCAGGUGACCACCACAGUGACUGGUGACAGUAUCGGUUCUUUCAGCGAGAGUGUCCCCACCUCUUCAUUCUAUGCAGUUCUGUGGAGUGAUGCUGAGAAAUUCACAAGUGCAGGAAAGUUUGAGUUUGAGGCUAUGUGCAAUGACCCUGUUGCAGAUACAGAGAAUAAAUCGAGUGGUUCAGGGUACCAACACAUUUGAACAUUUGACUCUCUUACUUUCAAGAUUUUCUUUACUGUUACAUCUAGUAAUCAAUUCAGUCAACAAAUUAAUGUUUUAUUGCCUCACCUGAUAAGAUAAUUAUUGUUCAAUCCAUGCUUAAUAUUCUGCAUGCAUAGACUUAUUAAAGGAAGUAAUUAAACUUUCAACAUGUACUUUUUUCAAUGAAGCAACCAUGCAUGAUGUCGAUGCAAAUAUUUAAUGGCCUUUAUACGCAAUAGGGCAAUAAAAUUAUUGAUUGUUUUUUUAAUUUAGCUGGCACAUGCAUGCCCGUAUGGCCAAGAUUGUAUAUAUACACAAUACCUAAUAAUUAUACACAUAAUUUGGUUACUAUUUUCUUCAUGUGAAAUGUACUUAAGCUUAUGUUUGGCUGGAUGCUCUCUGCUUGGAGUAUAGACUAACUCCUUAAAUUUUAGUUGAUUUUGCUAGCAGCUCCAAGGUGUGAAAAUUUCAAUUUCAUUAUUAUUGUCACAUAGAAUCUAGAUCUAAUUGACAUUGUCCUAUUGGGGGAGCUGUACACAAUUUGGGCUGAGAACAAGGCUAAAUAGGGUAGCGGCAUGCGUUUGUGUGCAUGUUGCAUUGCAGUCCUUGACAAUCAUUAUAGUUCAUGCACUAGCUAUUGCUGUGUGUGCACUUUGAGGUUCAUAUGACUCUCACGUCAGGACAUAAUUAUACUGCUGGAGUGAAUUUGCAUGCUCAUGCACUAGCUCGUACGUACUGAUCUAUAGGUGCCAUAAUUAUAGAUCUAGGUGUUGAUCACUACACAUUUUCCCGAUAAUAUUAUUGGUAACGGAGACCACUCCUUUUUAGGAGGCUGAAAAAUCUCUGCUACCACUUUGUUAUAUAUACAUAAAUUGACUCACUGCAUGCUUAGAAACUAUGUACAUGGCCUGGAAUUGAGGUUCAACCUCCUGUACGGUAAGGUGAGCAAUGGGAUACUUACAUGUCAUAUAGAGGGUAAUUUUCGUGGAGCAAAAUAUUCGUGAUUUUCGUGGUUGAAGGUCUGACCACGAAUAUUUUACCCACAAAUGAAGCAACCUUGCGUCUUUACCUGCAGUACUUUCAUAUCAAGUUCUACUUUGCGUCAACAAAGCAAUCCAUUGCUGUGUGAGUUCAACACGCUAGCAGUGACUAAUGGAGUGGCCUCAGCUACAUUUAUCUCUCAAGAGUGUCCCUACUCAAAAUCUUGUGGACCUUCAUCAAUGCUCUGCAUUCUGGGACUAUUACUGGAAACAACGUGAAGUUGUCAUUUCCUGAAAAUAAACUCCUUGAAUGUGAUGGAAAAUGUGACAAUGCUGAAAGCCACACUAUUUGUAUUCUGGCUUUUACUCUAGCUGAGAUGUCUGCAGGAAAUUUAAGGCAAUGUGGUUGGAAAUUUCACCGAUGUGAGUGCCUGUGUGUACUUUUAACCUCCAUCCCCAUCUACCCACAUAUGCAGAAGAGAGUUUAAUGUUGAACUUUCCAUUGUGCCCACUUCUAAAGAGUUGACAAAGCUUCUGCAGACACAGUGUAUCAAAACGAUGGCCUCCAGCUCGAGAAACAGUCCUGUCAUCAAUGAGUGCUUCUAUGCUCAAAAUGUGUACUUGCUAAAAGUUAACUCUUUGUCAAAUCAUAAGUAGGAUCUUACAAACGGUCUAUUUAGCGUAUCAACCAAGCAUUUCUUUUUGGUUGAAAUCUGUAUUGCUGUGGAAACUUCAGUUUGUUGUUCACUUUGAAGUGUCAAAACAACAAGGAAGCUACAUCAUUAAUUGUGAAACUCUUCUUUGGUGCAGUGACUACUCAUACAUCAAGUGUAAGAAGAUGGACUUAUACUGUCUGAUAUAUCUGCACUGCCGCAACCACCUCAGUCAUCCUCAAUGACCUCAUGUAUGCUUACAUGUACUAUAUUCGAGUUUGAGCAGCUAAGCCUUUACAUGUAUAUAGGUCUCUGUUACACUGAGAAGCUUUUGAAGGCGUGAUAUAUCCAAUACCAUAGCUAGUCAAAGUACAAUACCUAUAAUAAUUAUGAGCCUUUGAUAAUUUGAUUAACAAAUGAAUGAAAGCACUGCGGGUGCUGAUGCCUCAGUGGAUGUGUAAAAACUAUAUAACAUAGAGCUACUAUAGCUGUAUUAGCAAUAUUAUUGCUGAUACACACAGCACUGAUGAUGGAUUAAUUUUGCUGCAUGCAGGCUAAUCUGUAAUCGCAGGGAAACUGACCAUGAUUGUGAUGCUAAAAAUGAUGCCAAAAGUACAAAGUCUAAAAUUAAUGGCUGCUGCAUCAUGAUCAGUAGAGCUCUCUUCUCACUCUUGCAGCUACGAAUAGCUAGCUUUCUAGUGCAGAACUAACUACUAAGUAGAGUAUAGCAAACUCCACGGACAAGUUUUACUACGUUACUGCAUAGUAAGCGUUACUUCGGAAUAUUGAUAACCAGGGAAUUUUAAUGUCUAAUCAGACGGAAGGAAAUAAAUGAGUCAUCAUUAACAGGUUUUUUUGCAGUAUUUUGACAGUUUAUGUUAACUAAUGUCACCAGUGACACACUCAGUUUGAUGCAAGCACGUAGAUCUAGUGGGUGAAAGCAAACUUUUUAACUUUUUAAUUCAAUUUCCGCGUGGAAAUUUUCCUGGAAUUCAUUGGUAAUUCAGGUAAUCAGUUAAGGGGAAAGAUGUUGUGUGGGUACACGAUUAUAUACAUACAUGUAAGCUAUUUUAUACAGCAUCUAGGUUUGCAUUUGAGUAUAUAAACAGAAACAUUCAGCUAACAAAAUAACUCAGCAAAUCAAUUAUCCGAAAUACAAGAAAUACAAGAUAUACAAGAAACACAUUCACUGUUAAAAGUUCCCUUUCUCUUUUGCAGGAUCAGAAUAGAAUUCACUGUUUUAUUAAUGACCGGUGGACGUCAACUGGAAAUCGUACAAGAGUAUUGAGGAUUUCGUGACUGAAUCUUCCCACUCAAUUCGCUUCCUCUUGUUUUCUGGAUCCUGUCUUCUUGCCACUUUCCAUUUGCUGUUGUACUUCCCUUCCAUCCAGACAACUCCUACCUCUGAAUCUGAGAUCGAUCGAAGUUGAGCAAUCCAUGGCUCAAUGUUACUGCUUGGACAGCUUCUGACUGCCAGCAACUGAUCAAUCUUGAGACCUGCUAAAUCCUGCACCUCCCUAACGUCUGUCCGUGAUUGCUUUCGCAAAUAGAGCUUGAAGCUGGGUAUUCUGAGGCGCAUCACAGCUCAUAUCUGCUGAUCCUGAGGCUGGGAGUUGGGCCAGUUGACGAACUGUGUAAUAAUUAUUAGAAUAUAAGUGAUAUACGUAAUGUAAAGUAUAUUAUGGUGUUACGUAUAUAAUUCUGAUUGAAAUGAGAGUUUGCUCACC
Molecule: messenger RNA, 13514 nt
Organism: Halichondria panicea
Lineage: Eukaryota; Metazoa; Porifera; Demospongiae; Suberitida; Halichondriidae
Product: AP-4 complex subunit beta-1-like
Exons: 31
Coding region: 104-3367 (1087 amino acids)
Biological process (GO): intracellular protein transport; vesicle-mediated transport
Cellular component (GO): membrane coat; clathrin adaptor complex
Molecular function (GO): protein binding
Source: RefSeq, a predicted model, not a curated record